Molecule: messenger RNA, 7387 nt
Organism: Monodelphis domestica (gray short-tailed opossum)
Lineage: Eukaryota; Metazoa; Chordata; Mammalia; Didelphimorphia; Didelphidae
Gene: DGKK
Product: diacylglycerol kinase kappa
Biological process (GO): phospholipase C-activating G protein-coupled receptor signaling pathway
Cellular component (GO): plasma membrane
Molecular function (GO): protein binding; ATP-dependent diacylglycerol kinase activity
Source: RefSeq, a predicted model, not a curated record
AUGGCUGAGGCGCUGCCCCCUGGGGACUCGGUGGCCAGGCUACCCAGGGAGUCUGGCUCCUCAAUGGGCUUGGACAGGCUGGCUCCAGCAGGGGGGCCAGGAGAGGAUUGCUCUGCCAAGGAGGGAGAGCAAGAAGGAAGCGCCUACAAGCUCACCAGCAAAGUGUCCACAUCAGGCCAGAUGAGGAGCAAGAAAAGUGUGAAGGAAGGAUUUUUACUGAAACAGACCAGCUCUUUCCAGAGGUGGAAGAGAAGAUAUGUCCGAAUUCGAGGAAAGACACUCUACUAUGCCAAAGACUCCAAGUCCCUGAUCUUUGAUGAGAUCGAUCUUACUGAUGCCAGCGUGGCCGAGACCAGCACAAAGAACGUUAACAACAGCUUUACGGUGAUCACCCCGUUCCGAAAGCUCAUCCUGUGUGCAGAGAAUCGAAAGGAGAUGGAGGAUUGGAUCAGUGCCCUGAAAGCUGUCCAGAAGUGGGCAGCUAAUGAGCAUUUCCAGGUGACCACAGAUCACUUCUCCAGCACUCAUAACUGGUACACCUGCUCUCACGCCCGCCCCACUUUCUGCAAUGUCUGCCGGGAAGCCCUCUCAGGGGUCACCUCCCACGGCCUGUCCUGUGAAGUGUGUAAAUUCAAAGUUCACAAGCGGUGCGCUGUGCGAGCCAGCUCCACCUGCAAAUGGACCACCCUGGCCACCAUAGGCAAUGACAUCAUUGAAGACGAAGAUGGGGUGGCGAUGCCCCAUCAGUGGCUGGAAGGGAACCUGCCUGUCAAUGCCCGCUGUGCUUCGUGUGACCGCAUGUGUGGCAGUGUCCGCAGACUGCAAGAUUACAAAUGCCUCUGGUGCAAGGCCGUGAUUCAUGGUGCCUGCAGAGACCAAUUUUCCAAGAAAUGCCCCCUGGGACAGUACAGGGUAUCCAUCCUCCCACCAACAGUUCUGAACUGCAUGGACUCAGAUGGGUUCUGGAAGGCCUCUUGCCCAGGCUCCUGCUCCAGCCCUCUCCUGGCUUUUGUCAAUUCCAAGAGUGGCGACAACCAGGGCGUCCGCUUCCUGCGCAAAUUCAAACAGUUCCUGAAUCCAGCUCAGGUGUUUGACCUGAUGAAUGGGGGGCCUCACCUGGGGCUCCGUCUGUUCCAAAGGUUCUCCACCUUCCGGAUUCUAGUGUGCGGUGGAGAUGGCAGUGUGGGCUGGGUUCUCUCUGAAAUUGACACUCUUGGAUUACACAAACAGUGCCAACUUGGGGUCCUGCCCCUGGGAACUGGCAACGAUCUGGCCCGUGUGCUCGGCUGGGGCAGCCUGUGUGAUGACGAUACUCAGCUCCUGCAGAUCCUGGAGAAGAUGGAGCGAGCCACCACCAAGAUGCUGGACAGAUGGAGCGUCAUGACCUGGGAGGCCCCUGGAGGAGUGCUCACACGCAGGGCUGGCCAGUGUACCCCAGUGAGCAACAGAACCGAUAUGCUCAUUCGGGAGCUCGAGAUGGAGCCACAGGCUGCUGUGGGCUACCUGGAGAACACCCCAUUGGCUGCUCCAUCUGCAGAAGAGGAGGGCGAUGCUGAUGACUUCGAGGGGGGAGCUGUGGGUGGUGCCCCUGCAGAGGUGUGCCAGCCCUCCAGCUUGGUGCCCCCAGCCUUCAGAUCCAAGGAUCAGAUGGUCCUGAGAGCUAACAGCCUGAAGAAGGCCCUGAAGCAGGUCAUUGAACAGGCAGAACAAGAUUCUCGCCGUGACACCGUGUCCUCCACCACAUCGUCUGUCUUUCUGGACCAACCAGAUGACUCGAGCUCAAGCAACUUUGCCGAGGAACCCGUCACCAUCCAAUUCUCAGAAAAGUGCGUCAUGAACAAUUAUUUUGGCAUUGGGCUGGAUGCGAAGAUUUCUCUGGAAUUUAACAACAAGAGGGAUGAACACCCCAAGAAGUGCAGCAGCCGCACCAAGAAUAUGAUGUGGUAUGGGGUGCUGGGGACCAAAGAACUUCUGCAGCGUACCUAUAAGAACCUGGAGCAGCGAGUGCAACUUGAGUGUGAUGGUGAAAUCAUGGCCUUGCCCAGCCUGCAGGGAAUUGCUGUUCUCAACAUCCCCAGCUAUGCAGGAGGCAUCAACUUCUGGGGCGGCACCAAGGAAGACAAUAAUUUUGGAGCACCUUCCUUUGAUGACAAGAAGCUGGAGGUUGUGGCAGUGUUUGGCAGCAUCCAGAUGGCUGUGUCGCGAGUUAUCAACCUUCAACACCACCGCAUUGCUCAGUGCCGUGUGGUCAAGAUCACCAUCUGUGGUGAUGAGGGGGUCCCUGUGCAAGUGGACGGAGAGGCGUGGGUCCAGCCCCCAGGGAUUAUCAAGAUUCAGCACAAGAACCGAGCCCAGAUGCUGACCAGAGACCGGGCCUUUGAGAGCACCCUCAAGUCAUGGGAAGAUAAGCAGAAGGGAGAAAGCUACAGAUCAGCCCGCCCCCGGCUCAACUCGCAACAGUCCAUGGAAUAUCUCACCGAGGAGGAAUAUAGGCUGUUGCAGCGCUUUGCCCGCUCUGCCGACAUCCUCAUCACCAGGAUCCGAGAGGUGGCCAAGAUCCACAAGGCCAUAGAGCAGGAGCUGGCCCACUCCGUGAACAGCUGUGCCUCUUCCCUGACAGAAGUACUGCCCAGCAAGCGCAGUGGCAGCAGCCCUGAGAGCCUAAGCAGAAACUCAGCCGUGGAAGUUUCAAUUAGCGUGAAAGCCUUGUACAAUGAAGCCAGAGCUUACGUGGAAGGGAAGCUGCAGUUGGACAGCCCUCGGCGGGAGGAGGGGCUGCAGGUUGCCUUAGCCAAUGUCAGCCAGGAGCUGGAGAAGGUGUCUGAAAUCCACUGGCUGGCACCCAUCCUCAGUGCCGUCACUGAAGAGGAGAGCUUGGGACACUCUAGCAAGGGCAGCUUCAGGUUGCGCUUAAACAUCUCCAGAGGAAAGAAGAACAAGUCCCACAAGGUCAAAUGGAGCAGUGCUGUCUCAGUGGACAAAUGGGGCCCUGAGGAAGUGGCUUCUUGGCUGGACGCACUUGGUUUAGGGGAGUACAAAGACAUUUUUACCCGCCAUGAAAUCCAGGGCUCAGAACUGAUCCUGCUGGAGAGACGAGACUUGAAGGAUUUAGGAAUUAGAAAGGUUGGCCACGUGAAGAAGAUCCUUCAAGGAAUCAAAGACAUCAGCCACAAUCUAUGAAAUGCUGCAGGAGGAGAGCCCUACAGCUCGGGACUCCUGACAAGAAGCCACCUCAUGGUGGAAUAACAAUAACAACACCGGAUGUGACAACUAUGACUAGGACUAGGACGACAACAACGAUGCCGACUCUAAACCGACUGAUCGCAGACUCAAUUAUCCCGGACAGACAUGGACCCUGCUCAUUAGGGCCGUCAGACAAUGCUUUCCACUAAUCUGACUUUCUUGACUUUGACUUUAUCAGGUUUCCUUAGAGGUUUACAUUUCCACAUUGGCCAAAGAUUGUUGGAUAGAGUUGUUCUUCAGUUCUCCCUCUCUGUGUUUCCUGACUGGCUUCUGUUAAAUGAGUUAAGCUUCUGUAUAUGCCUGGGAUCUAGAAGAAUGGCCUUCUUUGGGCACUUGGGAGCUGGUGUUUUCUCUGAUGGGUCAGUCACCUGACUGAUUUUGUGACUUGGAAUGUCUUAGUGUUUCCCUUUGGAAGAAGGUGAGAGAAGAGGCUUUGUGCCAUGGAAGAUGGGAACUAGGUCCUAGGGGCUUCUCUCCUAGCCUUAAUUACGUGGCUGUAUCCUUUAUUGUCCCCGAGUUGAGCCCCCAUCCGUGGCCUAUGCUUAAGUGUGCUACCUUGACCCCCUGGAGACUUACCAUGCAUGUUAAAAACUAGGCUUUUCUUAUAGAUGUGGCUUGCAAACUCUGCAAGUAGCCUCUGCUGCCUCUGUGUGUGUGUGUGUGUGUGUGUGUGUGUGUGCGCGCGCAUGCGCGCACGCACGCACACACACAUACGCGCGUGCGUGCACUAGGCCAGGAGUGGGAUGGGUGGGAGGGAAAAUGGGAAGGGGAUAUGUAUGUGUCUGUGUCUGUGUGCAUGCUUGUGAAUAGCUUUCAUCAGGUACCCAAUGGGCCACGUAAGAGUCCAGUCCUGAUUUCAGGUGAAUGGCCCACUCUGCCCACUGCUGCUCACCACUAGUAACUUGAUGGAGUCUCCAGAACCUGUAAGAACCCCCGCUGCCUUGACCCAAGCUUGCAUGCUGUCCGCCAGUGCUUUGCUUGCAUUCUGGCUGGGUUUUCGAGCCAAAAGUCAUUCACCCUUGUGCUGCUGUAUAGAUUAUGGAGAGAGAGAGAGAGAGAGAGAGAGAGAGAGAGAGAGAGAGAGAGAGAGACAGAGAGAGACAGAGAGAGACAGAGAGAGAGACAGAGACAGAGAGACAGAGAGAGACAGAGACAGAGAGAGAGAUAGAGAGAGAGACAGAGAUAGAGACAGAGAGAGACAGAGAGACAGAGAGAGAGAGAGAGAGAGAGAGAGAGAGAGAGAGAGAGAGAGAGAGAGAGGGAGGGAAAGCAAGCAAAUGGAGAGAUGUAUAUAUUUUUGUAAGAACUGAAGAUACAACUCGGUAUCUAAGGCUCCUGAUAAAGUUCUUCUGUAACUUACUGCCAUGCCCAGGACUCUCAGACUUCUGGGCAUCUCCACCCAUGUUCUUUACUUCUGACAAAGCUACGGGGUCUGAUCUGUCCUAGUGGAGCCUUCAAAGCCACCAUUGAGGCUAAGGCUGACUGAUGUCCAGGCUGCUUCUGUUCCCCUCCUAAUCCUAAACCAGGCCCUGGAAAGGGGAACAGAAAGGUCAAAGCUAUUUGCUCUGGACUGUGUACAUCAUUAGGACCUGCUUCCUCCUCACACCUUCUCCUUCCUUUCCCUCUACUUCUACUCCACCUCCUUUGCUCCUCCUCCCUCCCCCUUCCCCUUCUCUUUCUUUCCCCUCCUCUCCAAGCAACAGGCCUUGAAGUCUGGGAUCCAGGAACUCUGGGGUCUCUACCCUCAAGGCUAGGUUAUGCUUAUAGCCUGGGGACCAUCCAGGGCAACCAGUUCUGAAUUUUCUGGACUAGCUGACUGGAUGGUCCCAGACCCAGCAGAGAGUUUCCAGUCUGUUUCCCUCUUCCUGAGACAAGGCUGUCAGAGCUAGGCUUCACAGCAGAAAGAGGCUGUUAGAGCAGCUCCUCUGCAGCCCAGGGGGCUACUGCUUUGGAGUUCGAGGUCACCCAACAACAACAGGUGACUCAAAGCUUCCUUGGGUGGGUACCUCUCUACCUUCUAGUGAAAAACAAGAACAAAACACAAAUCCCAGUUGUUCCCAACCCUAAAUUUGCUUGGGAUUUUGUUGUUUGAAAGGCCUGUUGAAACGCAGGCAUAUCUGGCCGGGCCCAGCAUCUAAAGGGGAGAUGCCCCAGGGCCCUAGGAGCCAAGCCCUUGAAUGCCUACAGACAAAUUUCUUUCCCCUCUGCCCCAAAACCAAUCAAGCCCUUGGCUGGGAGCUAGAAAGAUGGCCUCUCCACACUGCAAGACGAAGGCGGAGCUCUUCCCUGGGUCUCUCCUGUGGCUGGAUCAUUGGGGUACAUCAGAUCAGAAUCCUGGUCCUGGAUGCUUUUCCAACCUGAAAAUGGGGAGCUCAAAACUGCAAAGGGGGGGCAAAGCCCCUGAUGCCGUCUUGUCUAAUUGUGAUGCCAAAAAUAGCUCUAGCCAUAAAUCUAAAGAAGAAAGUAUUGUAAAUAGAUGAAAGAAAAUAUUUAAAAUUUUAUUUAAGCACCUACAGCAUUAAUUUAUUUGUCCCCGGGAUGAGCUAUCUCGGAGACUUCUGCUUUGACUGCCCCCCCCUCUCUCCUAGGCUCCUCUGGGGCUAAAAGCCCUUUCCCUCAUCAAUGCCCCACUGUCCCGUGUUCCCCUGCACGGGCAUAGACUGGGGAUGCCCAUUGAUCUUGGGAGUCUAGGCAGGGUUGGGAUUCUUUUGUUGCUUCCCCCCAAUGGUGGCUCCUUUUCAUUUUGUUAAGAUUGCUAAUAUAUCGAUGCUAAGCUAUGUGCUGUGCUGUUGUUGAUCUGACCAGUACCCACACCCCCAAACCCUUGGCCCUCCCCAAUCCCCAUCUCUUCCUUCCCUGAAUCAGAACGGAGCUGGCCUGGCUUGCAGGCCAAGCACAGAGUGAGCCUUGUGCUAAGUGGGGAGGAAAGGGGGAAGGAGGGUCCUGAGCAGGUGCUGCUUGCUAGCUCAGUUUCCAUUGUGUUUCCCUCCUGCCCUGAUUCCCAGCCAGCCCUCCUGGCAAGCUCAGGGUGCCAAGGAAAGGGACCUGCUGAGCACCGGCUCUGCCUGGACCAGCCCAGUGCUUGGAACAAAGCAAGAUCAGCUCCCUCCUUCACAGGGGCUGCCCUCGGGCCCCAGGAGUGAUUUCGCCCCACAGGGGCCUCGCUGAAGCAGUGCUGUAAUAUAGUUGCUUGGGCAAUGGGACCAGGCCCUUACCAUUCAUCUCCAUCUCCAUCACCUUCAGAGACAUCAUUUCAGGCAAAUAAGGGGUAGGUUGCUUCUUUGGGUGAUUGUUCCUGGGUAGUCUCGAAGCUGCUCUCAACAGUGUCAAAGGACAGAUAGUCUUGAACUACUUUAUAGGAUGGGAGUUGGGGGGGGGCGGCGUCAUCUGCAGAUGACCGAAACUUGCAGAGGUCCAAUUUUUCCUCUAAGCUUAGAGGGAAAAAGAGAUUGGGCAGAGAUUAAGGAGCCGAGGGUUUCUAUAAUGUUCCCUCCUGGUAGUUGUCAUCAGAUGUGGGCUCAGCAAGUGGUGAGAGCAGAGGCCAAGGAGAAAGGCUAGGAAAAGCCUCUGCCAAGUGUCUCUGGCUGCCUCCGUCUGGGCACCAGGGACCCCGGACAAGGAGCCAAAGAGCAGCUGCUGGCUUCAUGCAGUAAGCUUAGAAAGGCCAGGCCUACCCACCGGCCCUGGGGGAGUGAGUGCUAUUGACCACUCCAUAGUAUAUAGGAAAAGUCAAGUUGGGAAAAAUAAAGAUCAGAACUAUGGGAUGAAAUGGAACUGAACUGUGAUCACCUGCCUACCCCGAUCCGCGUCCUUCCCUAAGAUCUGCUGUGCUUAAUGUACUCGGUGAAAUUGCGAUUGUUCCUCUGUAUUUGUCUGCUGAUUGUAAUCUCCUGUUGGUUUCUGUUGUGUUUGGGGGGUUUUUGUUCGUUUGCUUGUUUCUUUUUGAAGGCUCCUGUUCAGCAGCAGAGCCCGGACUGGAGGGAGGAAGCUGGAUGGUGAAGUGGCAAAGAGAAUAAUACCAAAAGCAAAAUAAAAAUAAGUCCACAAAUCCGCACCAGCCCCUCCUCCCCGAUGUAACAUCAGUCCAGAGUUUAAACAAAGUUGCGCUUGUGUUUCAGGCCACUAAUAAAUGGUUGAACAUGUA